AUGCCCGUGGGAACAGCAUCUGACCGGGGUUUCAGAAACAGCGACUGGUGCAGCCGCUGCGUGGUCAGAAACCAGCUGACUGUGGUGAAGCAGCAGCUGACUGGGGUGCAGCAGCAGCUGCCCAUGCUUUUCUUUCAGCCUAGUGUGUAUGACCUUCCUGGAGCUUUAUCAACACUGUUGUGCUAUCGUGACCUUGGAGUAACACAAGGUCGAGAGGUGCUCAGAGCUAGUGCCCGCAUUUUCCUAAAUGAACGUAACAGCCCCCCACUGCUUUUGCAUCCUGAGGGUGCAACCACCAGUGGAAAUUUGGCAUUAAUGAAAUAUGGCACAUGGGCUUUUGAGUUAAAUGGCUCAGUGUUAGUAGCAGGGCUUCAUGUGUGGCGUCUCCCACUCCUUCCUGUGGCGCCCUCAGUUCUAGGGGCCUCCUGGGCCGCAGACUUAUGUUUCAUGCUGUUUUCACCGGUCACACUAUUCACUAUAAGGUACAUUGGAAAACUGGAAAGAGGAGAAAGUGAAACAGUUGAGGAAUUUGCUGGCAGAGUCCAAAUUGCUACAGCAGUUGCACUCGGAGUUAAGACCUCUAAUCACACAGUUGCUGACAAGGUGGAAUACAUGAAGCGACUUGCCAGAGAGGCAGCAGCAGCGGCAAAUCCCAUGUUGAAUCCUGAAGUGCACAGAAUGGCCCAACAGGUACAAGAAGUAUUGCCACAUAUUUCCCUUGAACAAAUUAAGAGAGAUUUAGUUCACACUCAGAAUGUUGACCUAACGAUCACCAACUUUUUGGAGGGCAAUGUGCCAGAACCAACACCAGAAUCACGGCCCAUCACUCCAAGUCAAGCUCAUCCAGGCCCGAGUGUUCAGCUUCUGGAAACAGGCAGCUCCACUCCUGUUAUUAAUCAGUCUCAAAGUCCAUCCCACAUUUCAAAUAUUUCUAAGACAACUUCAAAAUGUGAUAGCCCUCCAGGAGGAAUAUCUAAACCCUCAGUAGCAUUGAGUACAGCAGCAAAAUCAUUUGGAAAAUCAGCUUCAGAAAGAAUGACAUCUUUUGAGAGUAGAAAAGCACAGUUGAUAGAAAAUGCUAGGAGAAAAUAUAUUGAAAAGCAUGGGCUACAAGUACCUGGCUAUAAUUGCUGACAAAUUGUGAAAUAACUAAUCUGCUUUAUGGAAUUCAGUUUUAUCAGCUCAUUUUGUGUAUAGCUGCUCUUGAAAAGGGUUUGGUUGUACAAUAGAAUUAUCUGUUGAUAAAUACAGUACAUAAAAGUAUAACAAGGGACAAUUUACUAUUUCAACAUUUUCUCAAAGCCAGUUGGUGCACUUUGAGGAUGCCCCACAGGAAAUACAUAAAAGCUAUUGUUAACCAAGAUGGCAUGUGGUACGUCUGAUGACAAAAUUGGAGAUAACCAAGAUUGAUUGGUAAUCUCAAACAAUUUGAAAAACCAUUUAAUGUUUGGGUCAUUAAUGUUUAUAUUCAUUACAGUAUUCUUCAAGUUUGGUAAUUGAAGAUAAUUGUCAGGGUGCAGGGCAAUUUUUACAAAAUACUUUUUAAAGUUCAGUGGCAGUUUGAAACACAAAGCAGUCUGUUAGUAUUCUCAGAAGUUAUUGGCUGGUUUUGUCUUCAGUUUCCUACUUUAUACCCUGCUAUACCAUGGCCUGGAAUACAGUAUUUGAUUACUGUCUCAACUAUAAUUGUUGUAUUUUUCAUAAACAUCUAAUUUUAUAAUUCUUUUACAUUUAUGCUUGAAACACACA
Cherax quadricarinatus is the source of this 1749-nucleotide messenger RNA. Its product is annotated as lipid droplet-regulating VLDL assembly factor AUP1. Gene Ontology annotation, molecular function: ubiquitin binding. Gene Ontology annotation, cellular component: endoplasmic reticulum membrane. Lineage: Eukaryota; Metazoa; Arthropoda; Malacostraca; Decapoda; Parastacidae. The record is from RefSeq and is a predicted model, not a curated record.